AUGGACCAACCACCGCCUGCAAUACCGCCAGAGCAACUUGCUCUUUUAGCGUCCGAGGAUCACGGCCCAAGGACUAUCGGCAUCGUCGUUGCCUUCACUGUGCUGGCAUUCUUAAGCGUGAUUCUACGUUUCGUUACGCGGACUCGACUCACGCAUCUCGUUGGCUGGGAAGAUUAUCUCAUCGCGCUAGCAAUGGCAUUCUCGAUCGCUACAUCAGCAUGUCAAGUCAAGCAAGUGGGAUGGGGUGCUGGCAAACAUCAAGUCUUUGUCGAUCUUCCUUCGACCAUCAACAGUCUAAGAUACCUAUAUUCGAGCAUUCUUACCUACGUUCUUGGCUUCAUCUUUGUGAAGCUCUCCAUCCUGAUGCAGUAUCGACGAAUAUUCUCGGUGAAUGAAGCGCGCAUACCAAUCUACAUCGUAAUGGCGAUCAGUGUCAUUACUGGCAUCAUCGCGUUUUUCACAUUCGCCUUCGAAUGCAAGCCUGUGGAUGCUUUCUGGAAUGUGACCAAGAGGCCUACCGCCAGAUGUCUCGACGAGAAUGCGAUUCGAUACGGCAACAGCAGCACGAACGCGAUCACAGAUAUAAUGAUCGCUGCAUUACCCAUACGGGGUAUCUGGCGCCUGCAAAUUGUGCGCAGACAGAAGAUCGCUUUGAUCUUCGUCUUGACCCUCGGUUGGUUCGUCUGCAUCGUCUCGAUCCUCCGGUUCAACGCACUGGUAGUACUCGCACGACAUCCGCGAGAUAUGUCAUUCUAUUCCGCUCCUGCGAUCUAUUGGAAUGCCAUCGAGAUCAAUCUUGCCAUUGUAUGCGCGUGUGUGCCGACACUCAAGCCCUUGGUCGUCCAGAUCAUUCCAGUCUUCGCGUCUAGGGGAAGCGAAAAUAGCAGCGGUCGAAAGUCGGGUUCCUUGAAGUGGUCGAAGCUAGCUCGUCAAUUCAGGCGUCUCGAUGGCAACGAUGUUGCAGUUGCGAGGAGUACCGACGUAGAGCAAGGCUCAAUGGGUAGCGAACUUAAGUCAAUUACUGCACUCCCGCCCAUGCAGCGGGAGCCGUCAAGUAAAGUGGCAAUUCGCGUUACUCAUGACAUCCAACAACAAUCCAGUUGA
Messenger RNA from Parastagonospora nodorum SN15, 1104 nucleotides. RefSeq lists its product as hypothetical. The record is from RefSeq and is a predicted model, not a curated record. NCBI's taxonomy places the organism in Eukaryota, Fungi, Ascomycota, Dothideomycetes, Pleosporales, Phaeosphaeriaceae. The transcript has 4 exons. Bases 1 to 1104 code for a protein of 367 amino acids.